Messenger RNA from Vigna radiata var. radiata (mung bean), 2604 nucleotides. RefSeq lists its product as uncharacterized. The transcript has 14 exons. Bases 133 to 2310 code for a protein of 725 amino acids. Lineage: Eukaryota; Viridiplantae; Streptophyta; Magnoliopsida; Fabales; Fabaceae. The record is from RefSeq and is a predicted model, not a curated record.
ACCAUACAAUAGAGGAUACCGCUUUGCCAUUGAGACGGUUGGUGGUGUUGUUGUAAGUGGAAGUGGAGCGGUAAGGGUGAGCGAGCACUGGUGUUGAUCAGAAGUGAAUAGUCUGAGUCAGAUUGAGAGCAGAUGUCAUAUUGUUGGCACAGUUUGGGUCUUGUGCCAAUUUCACAAUCCCAAACCCUGUUUUCUUUUUCACAAACACAUGGUACCUUCGCGAGGCAGAGGGUUCCUUGUUCACUGCUGCAGGAAAUGUCCGUGGUGGAACCAUCCUCACAAUACAAGUAUCAACAACAGAACAACCUUACAAGUAUAAGUAGGAAUCCCAGUGUCGGAGGGGAUGAUGAUGGAGACGAAGAAGAAGGAAUUUCGAAAAUAGGAGUGCCAAGGCAGAAACACAUCCCUGUUUCCAAGUCCCAGCUCGUGGAUGCCAUCCUCUCUAUCAUGUUUAACCAAUCCCAAGAUGUUGCCCAUCACUUUCGCCUUCUCACCUCAUGCUUAGACUCCAUACUUCACGCUGAGCACAAAAGCAUUUUAGAGGAGAUGCGUUCCGAUUAUCAACUUGCCAAUUCACUCCAAACACACAGUUCAUUGACACAACUGGUGAAUAUACCCAACGUGAAUACCAAGGAUUCAGACAUGCUUACUGAUGACAAUGACAUUAUUGCAAUUCAGGAAGACGCCAACCUCUAUGACGACCAGCAGGAUCAGAGGGAAAAGUCUGUGCUCCCUUACCCUGCUUUGGACCUCACUGCUCUUUUACGAUCUCUCGACAUAGCAUCUACCAAGAAAGAUUAUGAUAGUGGCUCCAGGGUCACCAUUGGUACUCGUUUCCAACAUGCUUUCAUGAAGCUUCUUUCAGAUGCACAAUUUGAAGAACUAUCAGCUAGGGACCUGCUGUUAACGUCUGCAUUGAACUCAGAUUAUCUCCUUACCUUGCCAAUAUAUGUUGAUUGGAAAAGAGCAUAUGAGUCUAAUGCCAUAAUAUUUAGGCGUGGUUAUGCAACUGAGAAGCAGAAGGGCUUGUUAAUUGUUGAGAAACUGGAUUACUUACAGUCUAAGAUUCUGCGAGGAACCUUCUUUGUUAUAUCAAAACCACUAACAAAACUUGGCUCCUGGAUCAGUGAGCUUUACGAAAAUGGGAGUCAGAGACAUGAAAUACAAAACUGGACAGAAAGCUUGAGGCUUUGGCUAAAGGAAUUGUCAGUAUUUCAGAAAUCACUACUUUAUAAUGACCCUGCUUCAGAUGAGCAUAUAGGUAUAAAUCAAGAACCAAAUGCAGAACUUCCUAUUUGGUUGGCAGCUCAGAGGGCAGUAGCUCGAUAUGAAGGAAUUUUGUCACAAGUUGGUCCUCGUGGAAGGCUCCUGAGGAGAAUGCUUUCUUGGAUAGGACUAAUGCCCCCUUUGCCAGAAACUCCUUUUGAAGUUCACAAUGAUAAUAAUACUCCUGAACCUCACCUUAGGCCUACUUUUUUAUCAAGGAUAUCACUUAAUGAUAUAUGGAGACCUGCAACAAGGAAAUACUGUGGAAAUGAUCCUUGGAAAAUGUUGAAAACUUCCAUUUCCAUACUUUUCUCACAAUCAGUCCUGCAGGAGCCAGCAUUUGAAGAAUUAAUUCUACUAUAUACCAAGGAAGUUGGCGAAACAAAUGGUAAUGAUAAAGCUGACGUUUCAUCAUUGCAGUUAAAGAUCUAUGAAAGAAUUCCUAUUCCAGAUUUAGCGGUAAUAUUCCCUCACAAAAAGCUAUCAUUCCGUAUCAUAGACACGGUGCGCUUGGAUAUUGCCACAAUUUUGGGACUUUUGGCAUACUUCAUAAACUACAAAUUUGAGAAUGUCUUAUCUUCCCCAUCAGCAAUUUUACUUGAUGUUGUCGCCAUAAGUGCUCUAAUAAUAUAUGGGAGUCGUGUGGUCCUUGGUUACAAACAGACAUGGGAUCGGUAUCAGCUGUUAGUUAACAAGACACUCAAUGAAAAAACAUUGGCAAGUGGCUUUGGCUCUGUGCAUUUUCUUCUAGAUGCCUCUGAACAGCAGCAAUACAAGGAAGCUGUUUUGGCCUAUGCCAUCCUACUCAAAGCAGAGAAGGGACAGGUUAUUUCUCGGCAAACUGUUGGAGAAAAAUGUGAGAGAUUCUUGUAUGAAGUUUUUAAAGUAAAGGUUGAAAUGCCAAUAGACAAGGCACUUAAUACAUUAUUAAGGCUGGGCCUAGCAACUGAAACUUGUAUUGAUGGGAAUCGGGGAUUGUUGGCUAUACCUUGUCCGAAGGCUUAUGAGGCCCUUAAAGAACGAUGGAAUAUUUUGCUCUGUUAGAACAUGCACGGUCAUAGAGUACUGGAAACGACCUUCACAGUUUACCAACAAAGGCAUUGUAUAUAGUAACUUAGUAAGUACAUAAUCCCUCAUUUUAUCCGGUAAUAGUUCUCUGUAUAUAGAUGAGGCUAGGCAUAUUCAUGCUGCACUGUAUUAAAAGCAGUUCUUUAUUUGUUAAUAUAGUUGUUAAUGCAUUAUAUAUGCUACUACCUAUUUUUCUUUAUUUGUUUUUUCUUAAAAGUACCAAAUUCAUAAUGGUAAUUUGAAUAUUACAGGAGUUAUUUCAAAUACUUU